Messenger RNA from Cylicostephanus goldi, 783 nucleotides. The record is from the annotation of a GenBank genome assembly. Lineage: Eukaryota; Metazoa; Nematoda; Chromadorea; Rhabditida; Strongylidae.
GUGGAAGAACUUCAAGAAGAAGUUGCUGAGCUCAAAGAAAAGCUCAAGCAUUCUGAAGAUGCUUCAGCGGCUGAAGUUGAGCGGUACAGUGCUGCUUGUGCGCGAUUGGCUGAGGUAGAGCGGGAAUACGAAGAAAUGAAACUGACGCUGAAAAAUACGCAAGGACUAUCCAAACAAUCGUCAGAAAAGCUUCAAGAAUCCGAGAAUUUCGCCUUACGAAUAAAACAACAGCUGGAAGAGUUGGAACGCGAAAAGAACGCUAAAAUACAAGAAAUGGCUGCUGAGCAUAAGGCUCAUCGAGAAAGGCUAGAACAACAUAUAGAAAAUAUGGAAAAAGCUAGGCAAGAACAAAUUGAAGAGUUAGAAAGACAGCGACACGAGAUGGAAGAAAUUUACCGUAAAAGGCUGGAAGAUGCCGAGAAGAAGCUCGAUGAAGCUAAGGAGAUGCACAGGAGCCAAUCAGCUUUGCUGGAAGUCGCCAUGAAGGAGAAAGAAAGCGCUCCAAAGCGAGAACUUGAACGAAUGCAAAAGGCUAAGGAGGAGUUCGAAGUGCUGCAUAAGGAACAGGAAGAGAAGCUGAACAGGAAGGACAAUGCUGUGAUGGUCGCUAGCCUUCAAGACAUGUCUGCGCUGCUAGAAAAUGAGGCGAAGAAACGUGAAGAACUCAGUGAAGAACGGAAAAAAUGGAUGGAGCAGCUGAAUGAGAAGGAGAGAGAGUUGGAGGAAGCCAGAAGCAGCUCGGAAGGAGAGGAAAAGGUGUGGUUUUGUAUAUUUUACAAAUAA